Molecule: messenger RNA, 2088 nt
Organism: Coccidioides immitis RS
Lineage: Eukaryota; Fungi; Ascomycota; Eurotiomycetes; Onygenales; Onygenaceae
Exons: 4
Coding region: 129-1277 (382 amino acids)
Source: RefSeq, a predicted model, not a curated record
UCACUCUAAUUUCAAUCUCUGCAAAUCAUUUAAAAGCGUUGGCCGAGCCGAUUUUGCCGAUUGAUAUUUCCCUACUUGUUAAAUCUCCACUCUUGAACCAGUACGGAGUAGUUAGCGUUGAUUUAGCAAUGCAUAAAUCGAAGAAGCGGAAAAUCUCUCACGAUGUGAAUUCAGAGACUAAUGGAGAUAUACCAGACACAUCUAGGCCAACUGCCGUAUUCAAACCCCAGGGUGGGAGAUCACAUACGCUUAGCGUCGCUCUCCCUGGCAGUAUUAUUGCAAACGCAAAAUCGCAUGAUCAAAAGACCUAUCUUGUCGGCUCCAUUGCCCGCGCAUUAGCUGUAUUCUGCGUCGACGAAAUCGUCAUAUUUGAAGAUGAGCCGGAGUCGCAACAGUUUGGAAAUCGCUCCCGCGCUGAAAAUGAGUACACAGCGUUCUCGGAUCCGUCACACUUUUUAGCACAUGUGCUUUCCUACCUCGAAACACCGCCGCAUCUACGGAGGGAUUUGUUCCCCAUGCACCCUAAUCUGAGAACAGCGGGGACAUUACCGAGUUUGGACAUGCCACAUCAUAUCAGGGCAAACGAAUGGUGCGAAUAUCGUGAAGGAGUUACGAUACCGAACGAUAACUAUGGCGCAGAAGAUGGCCCGUCUGAGAGAAGCAACAAAAAGAAGAAAAGCAAGAAGUCCAAGCGAAACCAGCAGGGAGGGCAAGAACAUGAAAAUUCCUCGUCCAAUAAUACAUUUACCCUUGUGAACACAGGAAUCCCAGAGCCAGUCCGCAUUCCCAAUCUUUCUAUCCUACCUCACACCCGCUUAACCCUCAAAUUCAAAACCCAAGACUACUCCGACGGCGCCGAUCCGGUAGCACCGUCUACCCCUCGCGAAGAAGCAGGCUAUUACUGGGGCUAUUCAAUCCGUCGCUGCACGUCACUAUCCUCUGUAUUCACCGAAUGCCCAUUCGAGGGUGGGUACGACUUGUCCUUCGGUACGUCGGAGCGUGGCCUGCCGCUUGCCCACAUUUUACAACACCCGGAGAAAAUUCCGCAAUACAAGCACUUAUUGCUUGUUUUCGGGGGCGUGGCAGGGUUAGAGACGGCUGCAAAGGCCGAUAAAGAGCUGGCGGCGAAGGGGAUCGGGGCCGGAGAAGUUGGAGAAUUAUUUGAUUUUUGGGUAAAUGUGCUGCCGGGGCAGGGGAGUAGGACGAUUCGGACCGAAGAAGCGGUUUGGCUAGGAUUGAUGGGGCUGCGGGAGGUGGCCGUGAGCAAGGGCACCUAACUGGGAAUGGAACGAUCUACGGGGUGUGCCGGCUGCUGAAGCAAUACUUACCGCUUUGCCUACCCGGGGGCCCUAUGACACCGAUCAGACCAUGUUUUUGGAUAGACACAUGAUCUGAUCCGGAUUCGGAAUAUUUUAUGCAAAUUUCGAAGAUUACGAUGAUGGCUUGAAUUGGAGUAUUACCAGGACAACGGGGCGUCUAUUCAUUUGGGAUUACCCUUUUCGUCAUCCUAUUGUACACCUGUUACCCGAGAAUCAAAGCUUGUCCAAGAAGCGAAUCCGCCAAAAUUAGGAACCGUAUGUACUCUAUAAUUGCACUGCCUCCUUUCAGGCCUUCUUAGUCCUCACUGCUCAUCUCAUCGCCUCCACUCGUGUUCUCAUCAUCAUCUUCCUCUUCCAUUUUUCUAAUGACCACGUCACCAUUCUUUCCCCGUUUCUCAGCCUCAAACCACGCUUCUCUACGCUUCAGAGCUUUCUCUUCUUUCCCGCCCUGCCUCUUCAGCUUUAACUGCUGUGCUCUCUCGCGCUCGUCGAGGAGCUCAUUGGUUAAAUCUUCAAGGCCAGUGGCAUACGUCCGAAGCUUGACAAUUUCAGUCAUGUUGGCGUCACGGGUGGAUUCGUGGACGGAGAGCUGGCGUCUGAGGGCUUCAACUUCUUGUUCGAGGGAGGAGAGGCGUGACUGGUCUUCUGAGUGUGAUCGUCCGCUAAGUUGGACUUGGUUUUGCGUUAACGAGCUUACUGGGGCUGUGCGGAGGGCACGUAGUUCCGCCAGACCUUCGGAUAUCAGAGAAUUUGGAAAGAAUUGAUGGGC